Molecule: messenger RNA, 504 nt
Organism: Arabidopsis arenosa
Lineage: Eukaryota; Viridiplantae; Streptophyta; Magnoliopsida; Brassicales; Brassicaceae
Source: the annotation of a GenBank genome assembly
AUCAAACACAAACUCAAAGUCAUCUCUUAUCUUCACCCAAAGACUUCAAGCUCUCUCUACAAGUUGUCUAACUUUUCAAUUUUCACCCUUAAUCUCUUAUUUCAGUCAAAAGACACCCAUUUGUCCUCUGCAAAUCGCUUACCAAACACUCUUCAAAAUUACAACAAUAAUGGAGAACCUACAAAAGAUGAUCUCCGAGAAGUCAGUAGUAAUUUUUAGCAAGAACUCGUGCUGCAUGUCUCACACAAUCAAGACUCUCUUCUUAGACUUUGGUGUGAACCCUACGAUCUAUGAGCUCGACGAGAUCAACAGAGGAAGGGAGAUAGAGCAAGCAUUGGCUCAGCUCGGGUGCAGCCCGACCGUGCCGGUGGUGUUCAUUGGAGGGCAGCUUGUUGGUGGAGCCAAUCAAGUCAUGAGUCUCCAUCUCAAUCGCUCUCUAGUUCCAAUGCUUAAACGUGCUGGAGCAUUAUGGCUUUAACAUCAAAAUAAAUGGAAUCACAAAUU